AGAGUUCUCCAUAACAUUUACCCUGUACCCUCUGGAACUGACAUUGCAAAUACUUUGAAAUACUUUUCUCAGACGUUGUUGAGCAUUUUGUCCCGCACAGGGAAGAAGGAGAAUCAAGAUGCCUCCAAUUUGACAGUGCCCAUGACCAUGUGUCUUUUUCCUGUGCCAUUCCCACUCACCCCAUCUCUAAGACCACAGGUCAGUUCCAUCAACCCUACUGUUACUCGCUCCCUCCUUUACAGCGUCCUGCGAGAUGCUCCAUCUGAACGUGGCCAGCAAAGUCGUGAUGCUCAGUUAUCAGACUACCCAUCUUUGGACUAUCAAGGACUUUACGUGACACUGGUGACACUGCUGGAUCUAGUUCCCUUGCUACAACAUGGUCAACAUGAUCUUGGGCAAUCAAUUUUUUACACUACUACAUGCUUACUUCCUUUUCUCAAUGAUGAUAUUUUGAGUACUUUACCUUAUACAAUGAUUUCAACAUUAGCUACUUUUCCUCCAUUUCUACACAAGGAUAUAAUAGAGUAUCUCAGCACGUCUUUUCUGCCUAUGGCUAUAUUGGGAUCCUCAAAAAGGGAAGGUGUUCCAGCUCAUGUCAAUCUGUCUGCAUCAUCAAUGCUAAUGAUUGCAAUGCAGUACACAUCAAACCCAGUGUAUCACUGCCAGUUGUUGGAAUGCCUCAUGAAAUAUAAGCAAGAAGUAUGGAAAGAUCUGUUGUAUGUAAUAGCCUAUGGCCCAUCUCAAGUUAAACCUCCAGCUGUACAAAUGUUGUUUCACUACUGGCCCAAUUUAAAACCCCCUGGGGCAAUCAGCGAGUACAGAGGCCUUCAGUACACAGCCUGGAAUCCUAUUCACUGCCAGCACAUUGAGUGCCAUAAUGCAAUUAACAAACCAGCUGUAAAGAUGUGCAUUGACCCUUCCUUGUCUGUGGCCUUGGGUGAUAAACCCCCUCCCCUGUAUCUUUGUGAAGAAUGUAGCCAGAGAAUUGCAGGGGAUCACAGUGAAUGGUUGAUUGAUGUUCUUCUGCCACAAGCUGAAAUUUCUGCUAUAUGUCAGAAGAAGAACUGUAGCUCACAUGUCAGGAGGGCUGUUGUCACCUGCUUCUCAGCAGGCUGCUGUGGCCGCCAUGGCAACAGGCCGGUUCGCUACUGCAAAAGAUGCCAUUCGAACCACCACAGCAGUGAAGUUGGGGCAGCAGCAGAAACUCAUCUUUACCAGACCUCCCCACCCCCUAUCAAUACCCGGGAGUGCGGGGCAGAGGAGCUCGUGUGUACCGUAGAAGCUGUCAUCAGCUUGCUGAAGGAAGCAGAGUUCCAUGCUGAGCAGAGGGAGCAUGAACUGAACCGCAGGAGGCAGAUGGGCCUCUCUUCUUCCCAUCACUCCUUGGACAACACAGACUUUGAUAAUAAAGAUGAUGACAAGCAUGAUCAACGCCUUCUGAGCCAGUUUGGAAUCUGGUUCUUGGUGAGCCUUUGUACUCCCAGUGAAAAUACACCCACAGAGAGUUUAGCAAGGCUGGUUAGUAUGGUCUUCCAGUGGUUUCAUUCUACAGCUUAUAUGAUGGAUGAUGAAGUUGGUAGCCUGGUUGAAAAGCUUAAACCCCAGUUUGUUACCAAGUGGUUGAAGACAGUUUGUGAUGUCCGGUUUGAUGUCAUGGUUAUGUGCCUCCUUCCCAAACCAAUGGAGUUUGCCAGGGUUGGUGGAUACUGGGACAAAUCGUGUAGUGCUGUGACCCAGUUAAAAGAAGGUCUGAAUCGAAUCCUUUGCUUGAUUCCGUACAAUGUGAUAAGCCAGCCAGUAUGGGAGUGUAUUAUGCCAGAGUGGUUGGAAGCUAUAAGGACAGAAGUGCCUGAUAAUCAACUGAAAGAGUUCCGGGAAGUGCUCAGCAAAAUGUUUGAUAUUGAACUUUGUCCUCUCCCUUUUUCUAUGGAAGAGAUGUUUGGCUUCAUUAGUUGUCGAUUCACAGGUUAUCCAUCCUCUGUGCAAGAGCAAGCACUGCUUUGGCUGCAUGUGCUCUCUGAACUAGACAUUGUUGUCCCUCUUCAGUUACUAAUCAGCAUGUUUUCUGAUGGAGUUAAUUCUGUAAAAGAGUUAGCAAAUCAAAGAAAAUCAAGAGUCAGUGAAUUGUCAGGAAAUCUGGCAGCUCGGAGGGUAAGCGUUGCUUCUGACCCUGGACGCAGAGUCCAGCACAACAUGCUGAGUCCUUUCCCAAGCCCUUUCCAGAGCCCGUUUCGCAGUCCGUUACGUAGUCCUUUUCACAGCCCGUUCAAAAACUUUGGACACCCCAGUGGAAAGACUAUUGACUUUGACUGUGAGGAUGAUGAAAUGAAUCUUAAUUGCUUCAUACUUAUGUUUGAUCUCAUCUUGAAGCAGAUGGAACUCCAAGAUGAUGGUGUCACUUUGGGCUUAGAGAAUAGUAUUUCAAAAGAUAUAAUUUCCAUCAUAAACAAUGUGCUGCAGGCACCCUGGGGUGGUUCCCACACCUGUCAAAAAGAUGAAAAAGCAGUUGAAUGUGGUCUGUGUCAGUCCAGUAUACUGUGUUACCAGCUGGGUUUUGAGCUGCUGGAACAGCUUGCUCCAAAAGAAGAAAUCAGACUUGUGGAGCCCACAGAUAACCUUGAGGAUAGUCUUCUGUAUACUAGACCUGAGUUUAUUAUAGGAACUGAAGGAGAAGAGGAAGAUAAAUCAGCACCAAAACAUGGAGAAAACCCAGGAAAUCACACAGAGACCACAGAAAAUACUGCUAUAAAAAAUGACACGGAAAGAAAAUUUUGUUAUCAGCAGCUCCCAGUUACCUUGAAGCUUAUAUAUACUAUACUGCAGGAAAUGUCAAGAUUUGAAGAGCCAGACAUUCUUUUUAAUAUGCUGAACUGCCUGAAGAUCCUGUGUCUUCAUGGAGAAUGCUUGUAUAUAGCAAGAAAGGACCAUCCACAAUUUCUAGCCUAUAUUCAGAAUCAUAUGCUGAUUGCAAGCUUGUGGGGAGUUGUGAAGUCUGAGUUCUCUCAGCUUUCUUCCCUGGCAGUUCCACUUCUUCUCCAUGCACUUUCACUUCCCCAUGGAGCUGACAUUUUCUGGACAAUCAUAAACAGCAAUUUCAACAGCAAAGAUUGGAAGAUGAGAUUUGAAGCAGUGGAGAAGGUGGCUGUGUUGUGCAGGUUUUUGGAUAUUCACUCUGUGACAAAAAACCACCUACUGAAGUAUUCUUUGGCUCAUGCAUUCUGCUGUUUCCUGACUGCUGUGGAAGAUGUCAACCCAGCAGUAGCUACAAGAGCUGGACUACUACUAGACACCAUAAAGAGGCCUGCCUUACAGGGUCUCUGCCUCUGCCUUGAUUUCCAGUUUGACACAGUUGUUAAGGACAGGCCCACAAUUCUUAGUAAGCUUUUGCUACUUCAUUUUCUAAAGGCAGACAUCCCAGCUUUGAGCUGGGAGUUCUUUGUGAAUCGCUUUGAGACCCUGUCUCUGGAAGCACAGCUUCAUCUGGACUGCAACAAAGAAUUCCCUUUCCCAACAACUAUCACUGCUGUCCGGACAAAUGUCGCCAACCUCAGUGAUGCAGCAAUGUGGAAGAUCAAGAGGGCUCGUUUCGCACGUAAUCGUCAGAAGAGUGUGCGUUCCCUGAGGGACAGUGUGAAGGGACCAGUGGAGUCAAAGAGAGCGCUCUCCCUUCCAGAAACCUUAACCACCAAAAUUCGCCAACCCUCCCCAGAGAAUGAUAAUACAGUAAAGGAUCUGCUGCCGGAAGAUGCUGGGAUUGAUCACCAGACGGUCCACCAGCUGAUCACCGUGCUCAUGAAGUUCAUGGCGAAGGAUGAGAGCAGCGCCGAGUCCGACAUCAGCAGCGCCAAGGCCUUCAACACGUCAACGUGCUUUAAUGCCUUUAUCGCCGGAAUAGCACAAGUGAUGGACUAUAACAUCAACCUUGGAAAGCACCUUCUUCCCUUGGUGGUGCAGGUGUUGAAAUACUGCACUUGCCCUCAGCUAAGGCAUUACUUUCAGCAGCCUCCUCGCUGCUCCCUUUGGCCCCUCAAGCCUCACAUUCGGCAGAUGUGGUUAAAGGCUUUACUUGUCAUUCUAUAUAAGUACCCCUACAGAGACUGUGAAAUCAGCAAGAUUGUACUUCACCUAAUCCACAUCACAGUCAAUACCCUCAAUGCUCAGUAUCACAGCUGCAAGCCCCAUGCAACUGCUGGCCCUUUGUAUAGUGACAACAGUAACAUAAGCCGAUACAGUGAAAAGGAAAAAGCAGAGGAAGACAGUGUUUUUGAUGAAUCUGAUAUUCAUGAUACACCAACCGGACCUUGCAAUAAAGAGUCUCAAACUUUCUUUGCAAGACUGAAAAGAAUUGGUGGGAGCAAAAUGGUGAAAUAUCAACCAGUUGAGAUGAAUGCUCAGAGAAGUGAAAUAGAGCUGGCUGAAUAUAGAGAGACGGGGGCCUUACAAGACAGUAUUCUGCGGUGCGUGAGAGAAGAAAGCAUACAGAAAAAAAAACUGCGCUCUCUAAAACAAAAAUCUCUUGAUAUAGGGAAUGCAGACUCCCUGUUGUUUACAUUAGAUGAACAUCGUAGGAAGUCCUGCAUAGACCGAUGUGACUUAGAAAAACCACCUGUCCCUGCUGCAUACACCAUGCACAGACAGAAUGAUUAUGGACGACCUCGGCAGAACUCUUCCACCAAAGCUGAAAAUGCAGAAACACAGGAAACACCCCCCCCUACAGAGUGCUUUCAGGAAAUAAGACGACCUGUCAUACCAGAAGUCAGGUUAAAUUGCAUGGAAACCUAUGAAGUGAAAGUGGAUUCUCCUGUUAAACCUUCUGGUCCCAAAGAGGAUUUGGAUCUGAUAGAUUUGUCCUCUGACUCAACAUCAGGUCCUGAAAAGCAUUCAGUGCUCUCUACUUCAGACAGUGAUUCUCUAGUCUUUGAACCACUUCCUCCCCUCAGAAUAGUGGAGAGUGAUGAAGAAGAUGCAACAAACCAGUUAAACGAGGAGGUCUCUGGCAAAACUGCUGUGUCGUCACCCUCAACUCCGAUAAACGCGUCUGCGCUCAGCCUCAGCACAACUCCUCUGGUCCAGUUCAGCAUUGAAGAUUGCUCCAAAGACUUUGGUUCCAAGGAUGCAAGCAGCAGUGCUUCCACAGGAAAAGAGGACAGCCUUUCCACUUCUCCCAGAGGUCAAAAGGACUCUUCAGAUUUAGCUAAGCCAGGGGAACUUCAGGAUGUGUCCUGUGGGAACUCACUAACACUGAAACAGAAAAGGGACCUGCUGCAGAAGUCAUUCGCCCUCCCAGAAAUGUCCCUUGAUGAUAACUCUGAAUUCAGCGUGGAGGAAAUUAGACCUAGUGGAGCAAUGCCAAGCCCAAAUGUCAAAACUGUCCUUAUUAAAGUUCCUGAGGAUUCCGAAAACCAAAUAGAAAGUGACAAACUUGACACCAAUGCAGAGUCUGACACUGAACAAAACAUGGAGCAGAAACAGGAAGAGGAGGCUGAGGAGUCUGAAUUUAAGAUUCAGAUUGUUCCCCGCCAGAGGAAGCAGAGGAAGAUUGCUGUGAGUGCUAUUCAGAGAGAAUACUUGGACAUUUCCUUUAACAUCCUAGAUAAGCUGGGAGAGCAGAAGGAGGCAGAUCCUGCUGCAAAAGGACUUUCCACUCUGGAAAUGCCCAGAGAGUCAUCCUCUGCACCAACCCUUGAAGCAGGAGUGCCAGAGACAAGUAGUCACUCUUCCAUAUCAACUCAGUUCAGACAAAUGAAAAGAGGCUCUUUGGGAGCUCUGACAAUGAACCAGCUAAUGAAGAGACAGCUGGAACACCAGUCUAGUGCUCCCCACAAUAUCAGCACUUGGGAUACUGAGCAGAUACAGCACGGGAAGCGGCUCUGCAAUGUCCCUGUUUGCCUAAACCCUGACCUGGAGGGACCCCCACUGAGAAUCAGAGGUGCAACAAAAUCCAGCUUGCUCUCAGCACCCAGUAUAGUCAGUAUGUUUGUACCUGCACCAGAAGAAUUUGCUGAUGACCAGCCCACUGUGAUGACUGACAAGUGCCAUGACUGUGGGGCUGUCCUUGAAGAAUAUGAUGAAGAAACACUAGGCCUGGCCAUAGUUGUGCUUUCAACAUUCAUUCACCUUAGUCCAGACUUAGCUGCACCUCUACUGUUAGACAUCAUGCAAUCUGUUGGAAGGUUGGCAUCAAGUACCAGUUUUUCUAAUCAAGCAGAAAGCAUGAUGAUUCCUGGAAAUGCUGCAGGUGUGGCCAAGCAGUUCCUCCGCUGUGUGUUCCAUCAGUUGGCCCCCAAUGGCAUAUUCCCCCAGCUCUUCCAGAGCAAUAUUAAAGAUGGAAGUUUUUUACGGACCCUGGCCACAUCUCUCAUGGACUUCAGUGAGCUGAGUUCCAUUGCUGCUCUGAGCCAGCUACUAGAGGGUUUAAAUAACAAAAAGAACUUACCAGCAGGGGGUGCAAUGCUCCGAUGUUUGGAAAAUAUUGCUACGUUUAUGGAAGCCCUGCCAAUGGAUUCACCUAGCAACCUCUGGACCACAAUUAGUAAUCAGUUUCAGACUUUCCUUACCAAACUCCCUUGUGUUUUGCCACUUAAGUGUUCUUUAGAUUCUAGCUUAAGAAUCAUGAUUUGCUUGUUGAAGAUACCAACCACUAGUGCCACCAGGAGUCUUCUGGAGCCAUUUUCAAAAUUGCUAAGCUUUGUAAUUCAAAAUGCUAUCUUUACUCUGGCCUAUCUGGUAGAACUGUGUGGUUUGUGCUACCGAGCCUUCACUAAGGAAAGAGAUAAAUUCUACCUGACCCGCAGUGUCAUCUUGGAGUUACUACAGGCACUCAAGUUAAAGUCACCGUUACCAGACAUGAAUCUACUGCUGUUGGUGCAGUUUGUUUGUGCAGAUGCUGGAACAAAACUGGCUGAAUCAACAAUCUUGCAUAAGCAGAUGAUCGCCUCUCUGCCUGGGUGUGGAACAGCAGCAAUGGAAUGCAUGAGGCAAUAUGUUGGGGAAGUGCUGGAUUUCAUUGCAGAUAUGCAUACCUUAACCAAAUUAAAGAGUCACAUGAAGACGUGUUCACAGCCACUGCAUGAAGACACGUUUGGUGGGCAUCUGAAAGUUGGUUUAGCUCAGCUUGCUGCUAUGGAAAUUACACGAGGAAACCACAGAGACAACAAAGCUGUGAUACGAUAUUUGCCUUGGCUGUACCAUCCUCCUUCUGCAAUGCAACAAGGGCCCAAAGAGUUCAUAGAAUGUGUCUCACAUAUUCGUUUGCUGUCGUGGCUGCUCCUGGGGUCUUUGACACACAAUGUUGUCUGUCCAAAUUCUCCAUCAUCUUGCAUGCCUAUUCCCCUGGAUGCAGGCUCACAAAUUGCAGACCACCUUAUUGUUAUUCUGAUUGGGUUUCCAGAGCAAUCAAAGACAUCUGUUCUGCACAUGUGUUCCCUCUUCCAUGCUUUUAUAUUUGCCCAGCUCUGGACAGUGUAUUGUGAACAAACAGCAGUAGCUCCAACAGUUCAGAAUCAGAAUGAAUUCAGUUUUACAGCAAUCCUUACAGCACUGGAGUUCUGGAGCCGAGUGACACCUAGUAUCCUUCAGUUAAUGGCACACAACAAAGUGAUGGUAGAAAUGGUGUGUCUGCAUGUGAUUAGUUUAAUGGAGGCUUUACAGGAAUGCAAUUCUACUAUAUUUGUUAAGCUCAUACCAAUGUGGUUGCCAAUGAUACAGUCAAAUCUAAAGCAUUUAUCUGCUGGGCUCCAACUACGCCUUCAAGCCAUUCAGAGUAAUGUCAACCAUCACAGCCUAAGGAUGUUACAGGGGUCAGGACAAAUGAGCAACAGCUCCUCUGUGCUCCGCAAAUGGCUACAGUGCACUCAGUUUAAAAUGGCUCAAGUGGAAAUUCAAUCGUCAGAGGCUGCAUCUCAGUUUUAUCCUUUAUGAUUCAUGUAAAUUUUUUCCACAUGUGUAUUUUUAGUGUAGCAAUAACAGGGUUAAAGCUAUAAAACAGAAGUCCACUUUUGUAUAAAUCAGUAUACAGAAUAUAUACUGUAUCUAUACUUUUUAGCUUAGGACAAAUUGUGUAAAAGCUUAUAAUGGGUGAAUUAAGAACCUGAUCCUGCCAGUCCUUAAUUACACUUAUUCAUUUUUGCUCAAAUGAGCAGAGUCAUUUGAUCGGGUCCUUAAGUCUGUAUUCAUGGUCAAGUAUUUGCAGGAUUGGACUCAAAUCUUUCAUGUUGUAGAUAUCCUUCUGCCCAUUGAAAUAUCUGAUUCUUAAAUGUUUAUUUACAUUAUUU
Tinamus guttatus (white-throated tinamou) is the source of this 8273-nucleotide messenger RNA. The record is from RefSeq and is a predicted model, not a curated record. NCBI's taxonomy places the organism in Eukaryota, Metazoa, Chordata, Aves, Tinamiformes, Tinamidae.